Messenger RNA from Ectocarpus sp. CCAP 1310/34, 336 nucleotides. Lineage: Eukaryota; Phaeophyceae; Ectocarpales; Ectocarpaceae. The record is from the annotation of a GenBank genome assembly.
AUGCACUACCNAAGUUUUGAAGCGGCGGAAUUGCCGGAUAUAUAUACGAUUCUCCAGCACACCGCCCCGGCGCGAAUAAGGCGUGUAGUGGAUGAACUCACGUACUCGCACGCUGAGGGUGUGCUCCAUAUGUGUGACGGUCGUGCAUUGCCCGCAGAAGUUUAGGAACGUGUCGGUGUCGGUGUGUCCUCACCCUCUGGAAAUGAGGACAUGAUUUCCGCCAAAUGGGGUGCUGAGGGGUGGUCAAGCCGAUCGGAAAAGGUGUACACACGAGGCGCCGUGCAAAAGGCGACUGAUAUAGGUAGUCUGUGAACAUGCAACGCCCUCCGAAGAGUU